GAGGUACGUCCACUAAUCAUAUUCGAAAGAGGAGGAGGAGAAGAUGGCCGCCAUUCUGCAGGAGAGGAAGGAGAAGGAGGCCAAGAAGAGGGCGUUGCAGGAGGAGCAGGCGGCCAAGUUGAGGAAGAUUGAGGAAGAGAUGGCCAGGGAGAAAGAGAGGCUGAAAAAGGAAGAAGAAGAGAAGUUGAAGGAGGUGGAUGAAGAAGAGGAAGGACCGCCACUGCAAAGGCAGAGUGGGCGACAGGCACUGGAGGACCAACAGAGGAUGGAGUGGAAACUUGCCAUGAUGAGGGAGAAGAAGAGAAGGGUGGAUGCGGCGAGUGAAGCGGUCAAAGAGUUGGAGGAAGUGCAAAAACUAACGUUACAGUUGGCCCCGCAGGUAGAUCUCCAACGUAAAGUGGAGAUUAUCGCCCAGAGCGUCGAGCGUUUAGCCAGGGUACAAGAACAACAAUAUGAGUUUAGUCGCAGCCAGGAUAUAGCUGUGCGUUCGAUGCGACUGGGAUUUCGGGACUUUGCUCGUGAAUUAGUAGGCGCAGUAGGAGCCGAGGUGAAUCAUCGCCUCGAGAAGACUAAGCGCUUUUGUGUCGGCGCCAUUGAGGGCGUCAAGAUGGCAGCUCCCAGGGAGGAAGAAGCACGUCCGCGUAGGGAGCCGGUCAAAGUCAAAUUCCUUGACUCCUACAGUGGAAAAAGGGAAGAGAACUUUGACAAUUGGGAGGCCAAUGUUAAGACCUACGUGCACUUGCAACAGGUCUCCCCGGAUCAGCGGGUCCUGAUUGCGAUCCAUGCUUUGAGAGAUGAGGUCGCUAGUCUUGCAAGGUCCCUAGUUCGCGCUGCCAACUGUAGUGAUGAUCCCGUUGCGUAUUCCUCGUUUACGUCCCUCACCGAAUUCUUGAAGUUGCUGCGCGAGCGAUUUGCUGAUGUCGCUCGCAGCGUUAAAGCCUCAGAUAGGCUGCAGACGAUCCACGCUCGUAAGUGGAAAAGUGCGAGGGCCCUCAAGAGUACUAUGGAUGAGUUAGUGGCUGUCCCUGACCACGGGGUGACGGACACCCAGUUGGUUGGCCUCUUUUAUCGGGCUAUACCCGAAGCCCUUCGUGGGCAUUUCUUCGCAAAGAGCGAAGACCCUGCCACUACAUACGAUUCUCUUAGUCGUGAGGUGGUGGCCUUUGAGGCCAAGUCUAUGUCAGUUUCCACCUUCUGGCACAAGGACUUAGACAAGGGUAAGCAGUGGAAGGGCCGCACUAUCUCAGGGCAAGUGAAGACUAAGGAUAGUCUUGUCCUGACUUUAGACGAGGGUAGUGUGGAUGAGAUCCCCUACAAUCAGAUUGAGUGGGGGUUAGAGGAGGAGGACAGCGGUGUGGGCCAGGGGAGGACUUACGCUGCUGUCGCGGCUGGAGGGAGGCCGCAAGGAGGAGGACGAGGCCAGGGCCAAGGGGGCCGGGCCUCAGGGAGCCAGUUUCAAGGCGAUCAGGGGGUUGGCGGCAGAGGAGGAAACCGCCAAGCAGGUGGAAGGGGUCAAGGUCCCCCGCAAAACCGUGGCUAUGGUCAUGGCAGUGGUUAUAAUUUCAAAUUUUCAAUUUUGUCAUUUUUACUGGUUAUGGUUAUGGUUGGAAUUACCGUGGGAAUGAUUGCAGUUAGGGUUAUGGUGUAUGUUUAUGGAUUCGGUUUGGGGUUAUGGUUACGAUUAUGGUCGUGAGUCAUGGUCUUGUCAUGGUUAUGGUUAUGGUCAUGG
Chara braunii is the source of this 1729-nucleotide messenger RNA. The record is from the annotation of a GenBank genome assembly. NCBI's taxonomy places the organism in Eukaryota, Viridiplantae, Streptophyta, Charophyceae, Charales, Characeae.